AUUUAAUUCUGUAUAUUUAAAUCAUACAUUUAAAAAAUGGCAACAGCAAUUAAAGAACGCACGAUUCCUGCCAUGGAUACACUGGUUAAAUAUGAUACCCCAGUCUUGAUUACGACUCAUCCAGAGAAGGUACGUAAAGACAUAUCGAUACCAAAAGUCGGCAUUGCCGUUUGUAAAGUUCAAACGACUACAACCUCAGCUGAGAUACGACGAGAAACUAUGGAAAUCUUAAAUAGAAUCCUGCCGCCAAAAGAAUGGGAAGAGGACGGUCAAAUAUGGACACAACGUGUUUCGAGUACUCCCGCAACAAGAUUGGAUGUGAUAAAUUUACAGGAGCAACUCGAUAUGCGAUUACAACAAAGACAGGCUCGAGAAACCGGCAUUUGUCCCGUUCGUAGGCAACUUUAUACGCAAUGUUUCGAUGAGUUAAUAAGGCAAGUAACAGUAAAUUGCGCCGAACGUGGAUUACUUUUAUUAAGAGUAAGAGACGAAAUUAAAAUGACAUUGGCCGCAUAUCAAACGUUAUAUCAAAGCAGCAUUGCUUUCGGGAUGCGUAAAGCAUUGCAAGCCGAACAAGGCAAAGAAAAUUUAAUUAAUACAGCCGAAGAAUUACGAUUGCAAAAAGUUGAAUUAGAGAAAAUGAUUGCGGAAUUAAGACUCAAGUUUGAUCAAGCUGAGAAAAGAUCGGCCGAAUUAAGGGAAGCGGAGGAAAAGAAACAUAUGGAAGAAGUACAGUUUCUUAAAAAAACAAAUAUGCAAUUAAAGACUCAGUUGGAAGGUAUUAUAGCACCGAAAAAAUAAAAACCUCAAAUGUAAAAAAAAAACUUCUAUUAAGAACGUGUAUAAAAUGUAGCUAUAAUUUAUAUUUAAACAGGAAUGAAAGGUUUACGUGAAAGUCAAAUAAAU
Molecule: messenger RNA, 906 nt
Organism: Cataglyphis hispanica
Lineage: Eukaryota; Metazoa; Arthropoda; Insecta; Hymenoptera; Formicidae
Gene: Dnali1
Product: 33 kDa inner dynein arm light chain, axonemal
Exons: 6
Coding region: 37-801 (254 amino acids)
Cellular component (GO): axoneme; filopodium
Molecular function (GO): dynein heavy chain binding
Source: RefSeq, a predicted model, not a curated record